CAGAAAAAAGGGUACGGUUGGGGUCCAUUUGUGCCACUUAGGGUACAAAUGGCGAAGUUGUACCCUCAGUGGGUCAUAGUUGCACCUUAGGGUACUAAAAUGUACCAUUUAGGAAUAAAAAGGGUACAAAAAGGUUUCCAACAGUCAGAGGGUCCAUAUUUGGACCAUAUAAUCUCCAAACAAAGGUACAAUUACUUGUGUAAGCAGUUUCUUAAUAUUAUUGUCUCUGGGUCACAAAACUUAGUUUUAACAAUAUUUCAGGCGAUAAUACAUAUGUAUAAUCUUUACAUCUGCACUCAUUUAGUGAAGAUAGCGCUUUUAAAAAAAAGUGCUUAGACAAAUUCGGAAAUACCAGCGGGCGGCAGUGCUCGUUCACCUGUUGAGCACAGCCUGAUCUUGGCCACUCCUUGUUUGCUGCUGGCCUUGAUUUAUCUGUGUCUGGCGGUCAAAAAUUAAAUUUUAUUUGUUUUGGAUAUCUCUAACCCACAGUCUUGUCUCAUGAAUCUAUUAUUUGUUUAUUUUAUACAUAUUAAGUCUCGUAUAAUUGUUGUUAUUAUUAUUUUUUGGGCAGACGUAAAAUGUAUAAUUUUUUUUAUUUUAUUUUUUUACUGGAAUUUGUUUUUGUCUGUACUUACUGUUACACGAAACAGAAUAAUGAAGUGGUUUUAAUAUUGCACUUUAACCAGUUUAAAAAUAAAAAUACGUUACUCAACGUGUUGGGGUUUAAACCGGUUUUACUUUAUAUAUUUUUUUUAAUUUAAAUUUGGACAAAAACUUACGUUUCUUUCAUUCCAAAAGCAAAAUGUGAAACAUUGCUUAUAUUAAAUUGGGUACUGUCAGUCAGUCUUCGAAUUUGUGUUGUCCAAUGGGGUUGAAGUUGAACACCGCGAGGCGCCGUGAUUAUACACGCAAACAAAUUUGGGACGACGGUUACUCGACAUAAUGGCGGUCUCACUUCAGGCACUAUCCACGGAGGAUAUUCUUCAAAAAUAAGAAGCUGGAAAACAGGUCACAGAAGAUGAAGCACAGAAAUUCAGAGAGAAUGAGGUUGAUGGUGAAACAAUAGAUUGUGGCCUUACAGAGAACAUGGUUUCAUACUUAUUUGAAGGCUUCUUUAAAAAAAAGUUUCUACGUGAGAUGAAGGAGGUGGUGACAAUAACUUUAGAACCAGUGCCGGCAGAGAACUAUCAAGAUACUUCAUCUACUGAAAUUUGUGUGAUGAAGUUGACGAAUGCAUUAAUCAACUGUCAGCUUAAGCCAGCGCUUCAGGGAGGGCUUUACCAGUCUUGUGCCAAAUGUGCUUCACCUUGUGCAAAAAAUGCUCCACUUCCCAAAAUCUACAAAGCAAGAGUUGAGAUGCUUGCAGAAGAUCUACCAGAUGCUGACUUUCGUGCGACUCUCACAUCCUUAAAGAGAAAGCAGAGAGAUUCUUCACACUGGGAGAGUGUGAUGCUGAUACUCCAUACCCAACUAUACAGUUGGUUGAAACUGACUGGAAAACGGCUUUCUCCAAGAGGGUUCAAGUUCUUGUCAAAGUGGAUCGGGUGGAGGUGUGUCAGGGAAUGGGAGUUGAAGAAGGGAUACAGUAAUUGCAGCCUUCAGUGCUUACUAUGUUUUCAACUUGGCUUAUCCACCCUGCAUGAAGAAUACACUGACCUUCUUGCAGCAUGCCAUAGCCAAGAUCAUUAAGGUGGGUGGCAAGCCCCUUCCAACAACUGUCACCCGAAUGAUCAGUAUCCUGUGCUGAACAUGCCACAACUUUAUUGAUGCACAAGGUGCAGAAGAAAAAUCUUCACCUUAAUGAAACUAAUUCAACAUGUUAGUAUGGUUCACAACCACGAACCAAAUUUCAAUAUCAUGUGUGGACUAAAUAGCUAUAAGUCAUCUUUUACUGUAUACGAGUCUUUCAGACGUCAUGUCUAUCAUAAACACAGGAAACUUGAAAGUGAAGGGUUCAAGGUAAUAGUAGAUGGUAUUAAACAGACUAUUCACGGCGUAUAAUUACCAGUGGUGUAUGAUUCACACUUUCAUGCAUACACAAUCAAGUUGACCCUGAGUGGAGUUUUAUAAAACCAGGGCAAGAGAUGGACUUUCAGGCCCUUGACACAUACUCUCUUGAUGAUAAAAUGUUUGUGAUCCUCAAGAAUAUUUAAAAAGUUCAAAUUAAUUGUGUAGUACAUGUGCAGUUGUGUGAAAUGUGUGGUGGUGAUAAAAUGUUUUUAAAAAAAUGUAAGAGUAUAAAGUUAAUGAAUUGUGUACUGUUGUGGAAAAAAACAACUGCUUUGGGAUUUUAAGAAAAGAAAAUUUGAGACUUAGUACUGUUUUGAAGUACUGUUUACUUUAAUGUUAUGCUUUAUAUUAAAAAAGAAAUGACAUGUUGUACUUUUGAAAAAAAAAGCUUUACAUGUGAUGCUUGCUGUUUAAAACUGUAUAUUUAAAAGUGUAUUAACUUUUGAUCCUGCUAUGAGACAUUUGUAAUACAGUGCUUAAUGUUCAUAUGAAAAAAUGUGAGUUUUUUUUUUAAUAUUUAAUAAAUGUAAUGGAACAGCA
Molecule: messenger RNA, 2550 nt
Organism: Misgurnus anguillicaudatus (oriental weatherfish)
Lineage: Eukaryota; Metazoa; Chordata; Actinopteri; Cypriniformes; Cobitidae
Source: RefSeq, a predicted model, not a curated record